CGGUUCAUGCCGGUUCAAACUGGUUCAGAUCGGUUCAGACCAGAUCAAACUGGUUUAGACCGGCUGAGACCGGUUCAGACUGGCCGAGACCAGUUUAAACUAGUUCGGACCAGUUCAAACUGGUUCAGACCAGAUCAAACCGGUUAAGACCAGUUUAGACAGGUUUAGACCGGUUCAGAGCAGAUCAAACCAGUUUAGACCAGUUGAAACCAGUCUGGACCAGUUUCAACUGGCUCAGGCCGAUUGAGACUGGUUUAGACCGGUUCAGACUGGAUAAAACCAGUUUAGACCGGAUCAAACCAGUUUUAACUGGCUCAAACUGGAUCAAACCGGAUCAAACUGGUUCGGGAUGGUUCAAACUGGUUCAGGCCAGUUCAAAUCGGUUUAGACCAGUUCAGACCAGAUCAAACCGGUUUACACCGGUUGAAACUGGUUCAGAUCGGUCGAGACCGGUUCAAACCAGUUCAGGCCGGUUCAAACCGGUUCAGACCAGUUCAAGCUGGUUUAGACUGGCUCAAAUCUACAACAUAAGCAAAUUAACACGUCUUUGCCCAGUUGAAAUAACAAUACCCUGGGGAGUAGUCCUGACUCCACCCCCAUGGAGGGGUCAGGACCUGGCCUUCUGGGAUUUGGAGUCCAGACCAGGCAUGAGGGGCUGGGAUAGAUGCGAGGGGCUGGGGCCUAUGUUCCCAACUUGACAGUCCUGAGAGCCAGGGCCCAGGUUCCACCCCUGCUUGGAGAAUCUGCAGGCCACUGGUGGGCUGAGGUCACUGGAUUUCCCUGUAUGCUUCAUGUGUCUGCUCCUGUCAUAGCCUAUCCUACACCCUCCUCUCUCCUGUCUGACAUGAAGCUGCAGGAAUAAGGGUCCUGAGCAGGAAGGUGUUAAGUGGGAAUGUCCUGCAUCCUUCCAUCCUCUUGCUUUCCCAUCCCUACAUUUCCCCACCCUCCACUCUCCAGAUGCCACCUUCCCACUCCCCCUUCUCCAUCAUUUUCCAUGGUUAGGCCUGAGACAAGUCAUUGCUGCUGUGGUUCUCCAAAGUUAGAGACCUAGAUCUCCUGUCUGCGGUUGGUGGUGGGAACUGUGCCCUCCUCCAGGGACAGCGCUGCUUCUGCACCAACAAACCCAAGCUGUUUGGCAGGUCCCCAAGACUUAAUUAAGGACCAGAUAAAGAUUCAGUGACAGUCAUCUUUCUAAGGGUGGGCUUUUAGUUCCCUCCCACUCUGGCUCCUCCCCUUGAUCUCUCCAUUCCUCCUUAUCCUCAUCCUUCCAUUUUUCCAUAUCCUUUAAAAGUUUUACACAAGUUCCUCCUGGAUCAAAUCACUGCCAUCACUGGAUUCACAUUAGGACAACGGCUACCCUGGGUUGGAGCUUACUGAGUCCCCUGUCUUCGAUCUCAUCUUGCUCACUAUAGCUCUGUCUAUUAACUGUUUUCACAGGUUUCUCCAGGACUGAAUGACAGCGAUCACAGGAUCCACUGCAGAAGAUCAAGCUAAAACUCUUUUCCUGUUUCAUGAAGUCACCCAACCUAUGCCCCUUAAACCCUAGGGACAGAGCCUACUACCACCUCCAUCUUCUCCCUCCCACAGGAAGCAACCAAUGAAAGAGUGCGCCUCCUCUUCUUUUUAUUUGCCCUUAGGGACAGAUAAAUGACCUAUUAACCUAAAGAAGAAACCUUAGACAAACUGAGUGCCCCUGACUCAAUACAAUGAUCAGCACAACUGCCUGACAGGAAAGCCAACACAGCAACGAAAACAUCCACUGGCACCAUUCACGAAACUCUAGAGAACACAUCCACUGGUAAACUUCCCUACCAGAGCUCCCUCUUCUACUCUAUGAAGCCCAAGCACUUCACCUGGACACAGUCUCUAUCCCCAGGAGAGACCUGAGUCCUUCAGCUGCUCUGAUUAGAGGACAGUCUGUCCCUAUAGAGGCUGCUCCCCUCUUUCUUUUAUUUCCAGCUCUCCUCCCUUAGUUCUGGUCAAACACCCUUUCCCAGCACAGGAAAGGCUUGUAAAGACAAGAAUUCACUGGCCUCCUGGUUGGUGCAACAACAGAAGGAAGCCCUGAAGCUGCAUGGGAAAGAGCUGUAUGUCCAGGCCAUAUCUGAGGGCUGUCAACACAGGAGCAGCUCAGUCUCAGAAGUGACACAGAGAGGCUCAACAUAAGGCUCCGUAACUCUUGGACCCCUCCCACCACACUUGCAAACAGAUGGACCUGGAGCUACAGGGGCCCUUUUCUCUGUCAGAGGAGGACUGGAUGCUAAAAAUACAUAAGAACAAAGGAAGAGAAGAUCUCUGCCACACUGCAUCCUGGAAAAGGAAAACUGAGGAUUUGCUCCAAAAUUACACACAGCUACUAAUUCUACAAAAAUCUUGCCCAAGAGGCAAGGACACCUUUGUCUGGAAAAGGUGGCGUAAAAAUAAAGGAGAGGAGAGUGGACAUCUGAUUGAGAUCCAAGACUUAUUUGGCCUAAGCCCAGACUCCCAGGAAGAGUCUCAAUUAAUAGUAUUAGAGGGAGCUGCUGGCAUUGGGAAGUCAACACUGGCCAAGCAGGUGAGGAGAGCAUGGGGGAAAGGCCAGCUCUACAGGGAUCGCUUCCAGCAUGUCUUCUACUUCAGCUGCAGAGAGCUGGCCCAGUACAAGCAACUGAGUCUGGCUGAGUUCAUAGCAAAAGACCAGGCUGUACCCACAACUCCCAUCAGGCAGAUACUGUCUCACCCUGAGAAGCUGCUCUUCAUCCUAGAUGGCAUAGAUGAGCCAGCAUGGGUCUUGGAAGAACAGAAUCCUGAACUCUGUCUACACUGGAACCAGCAUCAGCCUGUGCACACACUGCUGGGCAGUUUGCUCAAGAAAUCCAUCCUGCCUGGGGCUUCCUUGCUGCUCACAGUUCGGACCACAGAUAUUCAAAUGAUAAUUCCUUCUUUGGGGCAGCCACAUUGGGUGGAAGUCCUGGGAUUCUCUGAGUCUGGACAGAAGGAAUAUAUGCACAAAUAUUUCACAGGAAAAAGAGAAGCAAACAAAGCUGUUAGCUUGGUUAAAUCAAACCCAGUGCUCUCAACACUAUGCCUGGUGCCCUGGGUGUCCUGGCUGGUCUGCACCUGCCUGAAGCAGCAGAUGGAUCAGGGAGAAGACCUCUCCCUGACCUCACAGACCACCACAGCCCUCUGCCUGAAAUACCUUUCCCAGACAAUACCAGUCCAGCAACUCAGGACCCAUCUCAGAAGACUCUGCUCACUGGCUGCUGAGGGGAUCUGCCGGAGAAGGACCCUGUUCAGCGAAUUAGAUCUCCAGAAGCAAGGUUUAGCUGAGGAUGUCAUUGCCGCUUUCCUGAAGUUUGGUCUCCUUCAAAAGCAAACCAGCUCUCUGACUUACAGUUUUGCCCACUUGUGUCUCCAGGAAUUCUUUGCAGCAAUGUCCUACAUCUUGGGCGAUAGUGAGGAGAGAUACAGUGAUAUGGAAAGCUACAAAAUCGUGGAAAAACUGAUAGAAGUGUAUGGAAGACGAGACCUGUUUGAGACACCCACCAUGCGCUUCCUAUUUGGUCUUUUAAGUAAAAACGGAAUGAGAGAGUUGUAUAAGAUCUUUGCCUGCAGGUUUCCUUGGAAGACAUGGUUGUACCUGCAGUGGCACAUCCUAGAAGAAGCCCUGUACCAUCAACCAUAUUCCCUGGGUUUACUCCAUUGUCUGUAUGAGAUUCAGGAGAAAAAGCUCCUGACAGAUGUGAUGCACAACUAUCAAGAAACGAGGGCACAUGCCCCAGUGGAUAUGCUACACCCAAGGUUCCUGACAAACAUGAAGCACCUGGUGGUCCAGACAGACGUGGAGCUCAUGGUGGUCACCUUCUGUAUUAAGUUCUGCUGCCAUGUGAAGAGGCUUCAGCUGAACGAUUGUGGACAACAGGGACCAAUGCUGACGGCCCCCAGGAUGGUUCUGUCCAGGUGGACCCCUAUAACUAAUGCCAGUUGGAAGAUUCUUUUCUACACUCUUAACUAUACCAGAAGCCUGCAGGAGCUGGACCUAAGUGGGAAUCCAAUGAGCUACUAUGCACUGCGGAGUCUUUGUAGGACACUGAGAUGCCCUGGAUGUCAUCUUAGAACAUUGUGGCUUGUCAACUGUGGCCUCACAUCCAGCUGCUGUGAGGACCUGGCCUCAGUGCUCAGUGCCGGCUCCAGCCUGACUGAGCUAGACCUGCAGCUGAAUGACCUGGGAGACCGUGGUGUGAGGCAGCUGUGUAAGGGGCUCAGGAAUCCUGCCUGCAACCUCAGAAUUCUGUGGCUGGACCAGGCCUCUCUCAGUGACCAGGUGAUGAUGAAGCUCAGGCUCCUAGAGGCAAAGAAUCCACGCCUGCUCAUCUCCAGCACAUGGGAGCCACAUGUGAUAGUCCCUAAUAAGAACCCGGAUGGAGAAGAAAUGGGUGAGAGCCCAAUCUCAUUCAAGCAACAGAGACCACAGUCAGAACACAGACACAUGGAAGCACUGGGGACUGAAGAUGACUUCUGGAGCCCUACAGGAUCUGUAGCUACUGAGGUGAUUGACAGAGAAAGGAACCUGUACAGAGUUCAAAUCCCUGAGGCUGGUUCCUACCACUGUCCCAGCACAGGACUCCACUUUGUGGUGACGAGGGCAGUGACCAUCGAGAUUGGAUUCUGUGCCUGGAGCCAACACCUGGACCAGACUCCCUUGCAGGACAGUCACAUGGUGGCUGGGCCUCUGUUUGACAUCAAGGCUGAGCGGGGAGCUGUGGCUGCUGUGCAUCUCCCUCACUUUGUGAAUCUCCAAGAGGGACAGGUGGACAUCUCCUGGUUCCAUGUGGUCCACUUUCAAGAACAUGGGAUGGUCCUAGAAACGCCAGCCAGGGUAGAGCAACACUGCAUAAUCUUGGAAAACCCAAGCUUCUCCCCAGUGGGAGUUCUACUGAGAAUUAUGCCUGCUGUCAGAUAUUUCAUCCCCAUCACUUCUGUCACGUUGAUCUACUAUCACCUCAAUCUCCAGGAUGUCACCCUUCAUCUCUACCUGAUCCCCAAUGACUGCACCAUUCGGAAGGCCAUUGAUGAUGAAGAAAUGAAGUUUCAGUUUGUUCGAAUAAACAAGCCACCCCCACUAGAUUCUCUUUAUAUUGGCUCCCGCUACACAGUGUCUGCUUCCAAGAAGCUGGAAAUCAUCCCUAAGGAACUGGAGCUGUGCUAUCGUAGCCCCGGGGAAUCCCAGCUCUUCUCUGAGAUCUACGUUGGACACAUGGGUUCAGGGAUUAAGCUGCAAAUCAGAGACAAGAAGAGUAGCAAUCUCAUAUGGGAAGCCUUGCUGAAACCAGGGGACCUCAGACCUGUACCACCCAUGAUCCCUGCAGUUCACAAAGAUGCUGCUGCCUUCCAACACUUUGUGGACCAGCAUAGGGAGCAGCUGGUGGCCCGAGUGACAUCAGUGAACCCUCUCUUGGACAAACUGCAUGGUCUGGUGCUGAGUGAAGAGGAGUAUGAGGCAGUGCGGGCUGAAGCCACCACCCAAGACAAGAUGCGGAAGCUCUUCAGCUUUAGCCGGUCCUGGAGCUUGGACAACAAAGAUCGAGUGUACCAAGCUCUGAAGGAGACCCAUCAUCACCUGAUCGUGGACCUCUAUGAGAAGCCAGGAAGUGUCUCUAUGAGAUCUUGACAUCUUAGGGGCUGAAGAGUGAGCACUCAAAUGAUUCCUGACUCUGCCUGACUUUCAUUUUGCCCUAUGUUUCUAAAUCUAUAAACUGGUGGCCACCUGAGUUACUUUACUGAUGGCACUGUUUCCAGGAGACCUCUUGGGGACCCAAACUUAUGGGAAACAAUGAAAGCAGUUCUAAGAGACAAAUUCAUAGUGCUAAGUGAAUACAAAUAAUACUACAGAUAUAAUACUAUCAACUUAACAGGACACCUGAAACCUCUAGAACAACAAAAAAAAAAUCACACUCAAGAGGAGGCAAUGUCAAGAAAUAAUCUAACUCAGGACUAAAAUCAAUGAAAUAGAAACAAAGAGAAAAAAUAAAAAGAAUCAAUAAAAUGUAGAGUUUUUUUUUUCCCUGUGGGCUGCCAGCUCACAAAAAAAAGUGACACAGAAACUUAUUAUCAAUUAUAAAAGCUUGAUCUCAGCUUUGGCUUGUUCUACUGGCUCUUAUAACUUAAAUUAACCCAUAUUUUUAAAUCUACAUUCUUUUAUGUGGCUUGGUUACCUUUACCCUGUAUUGCCCAUCCUGCUUCCUCAAU
This is a messenger RNA of Arvicola amphibius (Eurasian water vole), 6228 nucleotides long. Its product is annotated as NACHT, LRR and PYD domains-containing protein 1a-like. The transcript has 13 exons. Gene Ontology annotation, cellular component: canonical inflammasome complex. The record is from RefSeq and is a predicted model, not a curated record. Bases 2210 to 5650 code for a protein of 1146 amino acids. Gene Ontology annotation, molecular function: protein binding. Gene Ontology annotation, biological process: regulation of apoptotic process; innate immune response; inflammatory response. Lineage: Eukaryota; Metazoa; Chordata; Mammalia; Rodentia; Cricetidae.